Molecule: messenger RNA, 3101 nt
Organism: Cucumis sativus (cucumber)
Lineage: Eukaryota; Viridiplantae; Streptophyta; Magnoliopsida; Cucurbitales; Cucurbitaceae
Product: V-type proton ATPase subunit a2
Exons: 17
Coding region: 565-2814 (749 amino acids)
Biological process (GO): proton transmembrane transport; vacuolar acidification
Cellular component (GO): vacuolar proton-transporting V-type ATPase complex; vacuolar proton-transporting V-type ATPase, V0 domain
Molecular function (GO): proton-transporting ATPase activity, rotational mechanism; ATPase binding
Source: RefSeq, a predicted model, not a curated record
ACAGCAUGCUUACAAGUAGUGUGUGAACAUAACAUUUUAGUAUUUUUCAUUUUUCUUUGUGCCUUUCCUAACUUUUUCGUGUACAUAAGUGUGGCUCUGAAUUCUGCUUGAUUCUAUCUUCUCUUUCCUCUUGAUGGCACUUGAAUUGCCUAUACUUGUGCUGUUAGUGUCAUACCUUAUAACACAAGUUUCCUACAGACUAGUUGCUACUCAAGACUUCAUCCCAUAGUUGAUAACGGGUUUUACUGAUGUAUUGUAGUUGCAGCUGUAUUUGUGGCAUAAAGAUGAAGGAAGCUUAAUUUAAGAUUUUACGUAGUACCAUUACGUUCAUCUGUUGAGGAGAUCUUUCCUAUGGCUUAGAGAACUUCAAAAUUUUUAGCAGAAAUACCAUCAGUUUUCUGAAUUAGCGUCCUGCUUCCCUCAUCAGUUAUACUGUGAAAUAAAACUUUUAUACUUCCCAAUGUAAUGAGUAGGGACGACCUUGAUGUAGCAAGUGUAGUGCGGUGUAUCCAUGCUUUUGGUCUCGUUUCUUGUUUCCUCUUUUAGAUUAAAAGAUGUGGGGAAAUGGCUCGGAAGCUACGAUUUUUCAGGGAGCAAAUGACAAGGGCUGGUUUAUCGCCAUCAUCAUAUUCUUUAGGGACUCAUGACUUUGAUCUGGAUAAUUUGGAGGUUAAACUUGGAGAACUUGAAGUAGAGUUGUUAGAGAUAAAGGACAACAACGAAAAGUUACAACGCAAUUAUAGUGAGCUAUUGGAAUACAAGCUAGUGCUCCAGAAGGUUGGUGAGUUUUUUCAUCUAGCUCAAAGGACAGCUGCAGCUCAUCAAAGAGAACUGGAAGUGCAGCAAAACGGGGAAGGAUCUAUUGACACCCCCUUACUAUUGGAACAAGAAAUGACAACCGAUCCAACGAAACAAGUUAAACUAGGAUAUAUCAGUGGUCUAGUUCCGAGGGAAAAGUCAAUGGCUUUUGAAAGGAUUUUGUUUCGUUCAACUAGGGGCAAUGUGUAUCUGAGACAAGCUGUGAUUGAUGGUUCCGUUACUGAUCCUGUAUCUGGAGAUAAGGUUGAGAAAAAUGUGUUUGUCAUAUUUUAUUCUGGAGAAAGAGCAAAGGAAAAAAUUCGGAAAAUAUGCGAAGCUUUUGGUGCAAAUCGUUACCCAUUCACUGAUGACUUGGGCAAACAAUUUCAGAUGAUCACAGAGGUGUCUAGAAAGCUCUCCGAAUUGAAGAUUACCAUUGAUAUGGGGCAACUGCACCGAAGUCAACUCUUGCAGACGAUUGGCCAUCAAUAUGAGCUGUGGAAUCUUCUGGUAAAGAAGGAAAAAUCUGUUUACCACACUUUGAAUAUGCUCAGUGUUGAUGUUACAAAGAAAUGCCUUGUAGGUGAAGGAUGGUGCCCUGUUUUUGCAACAAUUCAGAUUCAAAGUGUGAUGCAGAAGGCAACCCACGACAGCAAAUCACAAAUCGAGGCUAUCUUUCAUGUUUUGGAUACAAAGGAAGCGCCACCAACAUAUUUCUGCACAAACAAAUUUACUUCUUCGUUCCAAGAAAUCGUGGAUGCAUAUGGGGUUGCUAAGUAUCAGGAAGCAAAUCCUGGAGUCUACACUAUUGUCACCUUCCCUUUCCUAUUUGCUGUAAUGUUUGGUGAUUGGGGCCAUGGAAUAUGCCUGUUGCUGGCAACAUUAUAUUUUAUAAUAAGGGAGAAGAAAUUCUCCGGCCAGAAACUUGGAGAUAUCGUUGAAAUGACUUUUGGGGGUCGUUAUGUUAUCAUGAUGAUGGCACUUUUUUCGAUCUACACAGGACUGAUUUACAAUGAAUUCUUUUCUGUCCCAUUUGAACUUUUUGGGCCUUCUGCAUACGGUUGUCGUGAUACUUCAUGCAGGGAUGCUACUUCCAUUGGUUUAAUAAAGGUUCGUGAUACAUAUCCAUUUGGUGUGGAUCCCAAGUGGCAUGGCACGCGAAGUGAGUUACCUUUUCUCAACUCUUUGAAGAUGAAGAUGUCUAUCCUACUGGGAGUAGCUCAAAUGAAUCUAGGAAUUAUACUGAGCUACUUCAAUGCAAAAUUCUUUGGAGAAAGCAUUAACAUCUGGUACCAAUUUGUUCCCCAGAUGAUAUUCUUGAACAGCUUAUUUGGUUACCUCUCACUUCUCAUCAUUGUAAAGUGGUACUCUGGAUCUCAAGCUGAUCUGUAUCACGUAAUGAUAUAUAUGUUCUUGAGUCCUACUGAUGAUCUAGGUGAAAAUCAGCUUUUCCCAGGACAGAAGUUCCUUCAGCUUCUGUUACUUCUGUCUGCCCUCACUGCCGUGCCAUGGAUGUUAUUUCCCAAGCCUUUUCUUUUGAAGAAACAAAAUGAAGAAAGGCACCAAGGACAAUCCUACUCCGUACUUCACUGUACAGAUGACAAUCACGAAAUAGAACGACACCACGGUUCCCAUGGCCAUGAAGAGUUUGAUUUCAGUGAGGUUUUUGUACACCAACUUAUACAUACCAUAGAGUUUGUCCUUGGUGCAGUCUCGAACACAGCAUCCUAUCUUCGUCUAUGGGCCCUCAGUCUAGCGCAUUCAGAGUUGUCGAGUGUAUUUUACGACAAGGUUCUACUCUUAGCUUGGGGGUUCGAUAGUUUGAUCAUCCGAAUAGUAGGAAUGGCUGUUUUCAUUUUUGCAACUGUGGGAGUUCUACUAAUUAUGGAAACUCUAAGCGCAUUCCUACACGCCUUGAGGCUCCACUGGGUGGAGUUUCAGAACAAAUUCUACGCUGGAGAUGGAUUCAAAUUUUCCCCUUUCUCCUUUUCGUUGCUUCGAGAGGAGGAUGAGUGACACAAAACUCAAGAGGUUAGUUGCCUUCUUCCAUAUUUCCAACUGUUUUGGUUUCUAUAUAAUUUACAAAUUUUGUUGAUAUUAUUACCUUCUCUUUUUUAAUAUAUAUACCUGAAGUGUGUUUGUCCACAUAUACACACACGAGUGUUAAUAUAUAAAGUACAUAUGUAAAUGAGAAUUGCUUAUAAAGAUGUUUUAAUUUAGAUUUACGUGGUCUAAGUUUGACAUUAGGUUAUUGGCUAAGGUAUAUAAAUUUGAGAAUAAACUCACCCGCAAAAUUUUACUUA